GGUCGCCCAUGAUUCUCGAACUUCAGUGAUCGUUUUAAACGCCGGAGGAUCAGACAUGUCGCAAUAUAAGUACCUCUCGGGCUUCGGAUCUCACUUCUCCUCGGAGGACGAGCGGUAUCCCAACUCCUUGCCGGUUGGCCAGAACUCACCUCAGGUGUGCCCCUACAAGCUCUACGCUGAGCAGCUCUCGGGAAGUGCCUUCACGGCUCCCAGAACCGAGAAUGUGCGCACCUGGCUGUACAGGAAGUUGCCCUCAGCCGUGCACCUGCCAUUCAAACCCUUCGAAGGAGCCAAGUACUUCAGACAGAACUGGGAUGAGCAGCCACCAAAUCCCAAUCAGCUCCGUUGGAAACCCUUUGAUUUGCCAGCAGAGCAGGGAAAGAGGAUAGAUUUUGUGGAAGGUUUGCAUACGGUUUGUGGUGCUGGCGAUCCCAGAUCUCGACAUGGUCUUGCCAUUCACAUCUACUCCUGCAAUGCCUCAAUGGAUAGCUCUGCUUUCUACAACAGCGAUGGGGAUUUCCUAAUUGUUCCACAGCAAGGAGUAUUGGACAUAACCACUGAGCUCGGAAGGAUGACUGUGGCUCCCAAUGAAAUCUGCGUUAUACCUCAGGGUAUACGUUUUGCUAUUAAUGUGGACUCCCCUUCCAGAGGCUAUAUCCUGGAGGUCUAUGAUGGUCACUUUGUCUUACCAGAUCUGGGUCCCAUCGGUGCCAAUGGCUUGGCUAAUCCCAGGGACUUUGAGACACCUGUGGCCUGGUUUGACGAUCAAAAUGGAAAAGACUUCCAGGUGAUAUCGAAAUUCCAGGGUAGCCUCUUUGUGGCCCAGCAAAACCACACCGUCUUCGAUGUGGUGGCCUGGCAUGGCAACUAUGUGCCCUUCAAAUACGAUCUGUCCAAGUUUAUGGUGAUCAACUCAGUGAGCUUCGACCACUGUGACCCCAGCAUUUUUACCGUGCUGACUUGUCCCAGCUUGAGAGCUGGAACUGCCAUAGCCGACUUUGUGAUCUUUCCACCGCGCUGGUCCGUACAGGAGCACACCUUCCGUCCGCCCUAUUAUCACAGAAACUGCAUGAGCGAGUUCAUGGGCCUGAUAUUGGGCAAGUACGAGGCCAAGGAGGAUGGCUUCGCUGCUGGAGGAGCGACUCUCCAUUCGAUUAUGACGCCGCAUGGUCCGGAUGUCAAGUGCUUUGAUGGCGCCUCAAAGGCAAAGUUGGUGCCCGAACGCGUGGCCGAGGGAACACAGGCCUUCAUGUUCGAAUCCUCUCUGAGUUUGGCUGUGACCAAAUGGGGCGAGGAAACUUGUCAAAAACUGGAUGCUGCAUACUAUGAAUGCUGGCAGGCCCUAAGAAAUAAUUUCGAAAAUACUGAAAAUUAAAAAUUAAAAUAUUUACAGCCAUAUUAAAGGAACAUUUAAGUUCAUAAUUAAACGUU
This is a messenger RNA of Drosophila elegans, 1431 nucleotides long. It is a transcript of the gene hgo, whose product is annotated as homogentisate 1,2-dioxygenase. Gene Ontology annotation, biological process: L-phenylalanine catabolic process. Gene Ontology annotation, cellular component: cytoplasm. The transcript has 8 exons. The record is from RefSeq and is a predicted model, not a curated record. Lineage: Eukaryota; Metazoa; Arthropoda; Insecta; Diptera; Drosophilidae. Gene Ontology annotation, molecular function: homogentisate 1,2-dioxygenase activity. The coding region runs from base 56 to 1375 and encodes 439 amino acids.